Messenger RNA from Wyeomyia smithii (pitcher-plant mosquito), 2952 nucleotides. RefSeq names its product N-acetylgalactosaminyltransferase 7 (gene Pgant7). Gene Ontology annotation, cellular component: Golgi apparatus. The coding region runs from base 318 to 2102 and encodes 594 amino acids. The record is from RefSeq and is a predicted model, not a curated record. NCBI's taxonomy places the organism in Eukaryota, Metazoa, Arthropoda, Insecta, Diptera, Culicidae. The transcript is spliced from 2 exons.
CUCUUCAACACAACAGUAGCAAACAAGCCAACCGCCCACAGCUCGGAUACCAUGUCUGUGUUCUUUACGGUGCGCCAUCAAAAGAGUGAAGUGGAGUGACUGAAAGACACCAAAAACAAUAAUCACUACUCUCGCCACUCGCAUUUAUCCGGCUCCGUUUUAUAGCUAAGCGCAGCAAAAGACGUACACGUAGACAGGUAUCUGUCUGGUUGCGUUUUUGAUAUCGGUGCAAAUAUCGCAGCUUUCGGGGAGACGGAAAGAGUUAUUUCUUUCGUCGUUGGUACACGCAGUAGUUUCGGUUUUCAGUGACCAUCGUUAUGCGAGUGACCAACAUUCGUCGUGGGCGGAUCGCCCGGAUUGCCGUUAUCGUGCUGGUAGUGCUGUUUAUCCUGUACACGAUUGCCACCUGGUCUGGGGUUGACCAUCGGGGGGUGAAGGAUGCGUACAAUGCCCGCUUCACGGGUGGCCGCCCCGGGGAGCAGCAGGCCGAGCAUCCCGACCACAGCAACGUCUUUCCGGUGCUGAUUGAGGGUCUAGGCAAUUUUGAACCGAAAGAGGUGGAACGUCGUGAUGGACCGGGUGAGGCUGGCAAAGCGUACAUUCUUCCAGAGGAUCAGCAGAACCGGGCAUCCGAUGCUGAGAUGGAGUAUGGAAUGAACAUUGUCGUGUCGGACACGAUUUCCAUGGACCGAACGAUUCGAGAUACCCGACUGGAGGAGUGCAAACAUUGGGACUAUCCGCACGAUCUGCCCACUACCAGUGUGAUUAUUGUGUUCCACAAUGAGGGUUUCUCCGUGCUGAUGCGGACCGUGCAUUCGGUGCUGAACCGUUCCCCGAAGCAUGUGCUGCACGAGGUUCUACUGGUUGAUGACUAUUCCGACAAGGAGGAUCUGAAGGAGAAACUGGAGAAAUAUAUCGAACAGUUUGACGGUAAGGUUCGACUGAUUCGUAACGUUGAGCGGGAAGGGCUAAUCCGCACCCGGUCACGGGGAGCGAAGGAAGCAACCGGAGAGGUGAUCGUUUAUCUGGACGCACACUGCGAGGUCAACACCAAUUGGUUACCACCACUGUUGGCUCCGAUCUAUCGGGAUCGAACUGUGAUGACGGUUCCGGUAAUCGACGGAAUCGAUCACAAGACGUUCGAAUAUCGACCGGUUUAUGCCGAUGGGCAUCACUAUAGGGGUAUUUUCGAAUGGGGCAUGCUUUACAAGGAGAAUGAGGUCCCGAAGCGGGAGCAGAAACGGCGCAAGCACGACAGUGAACCGUACAAGAGUCCCACGCAUGCCGGGGGUCUUUUUGCGAUCAACCGAAAGUUCUUCCUGGAGAUUGGCGCGUAUGAUCCGGGACUGCUGGUGUGGGGUGGUGAAAACUUUGAGCUGAGUUUUAAGAUUUGGCAGUGCGGUGGAAGCAUCGAAUGGGUACCUUGUUCGCGUGUUGGCCAUGUGUAUCGGGGCUUCAUGCCGUACAACUUCGGCAAGCUGGCGAGCAAAAAAAAAGGCCCACUGAUUACGAUCAACUACAAACGGGUGAUCGAGACUUGGUUUGACGAGCAGUACAAGGAAUAUUUUUACACCAGAGAACCGCUGGCGCGGUUUUUGGAUAUGGGUGAUAUCACCGAACAGCUGGCGCUGAAGGAACGCCUCCAGUGCAAGAGUUUCCAGUGGUACAUGGAUAAUGUGGCGUACGAUGUGCUCGAUAAGUAUCCCGCUCUUCCGGCCAAUUUGUACUGGGGAGAGCUGAAAAACUCCGGCACGGAAAAAUGUGUGGACGCUCUCGGACGCCAGCCGCCGGCCAUAAUUGGACUGCAGCACUGCCACGGCCAGGGACACAAUCAGCUGAUUCGGCUCAAUGCCGCUGGACAGCUGGGUGUCGGUGAGCGGUGCAUCGAAGCCGAUGGUCAAGGUAUUAAGCUUGCCUUCUGUCGAACGGGAACAGUGGAUGGACCCUGGCAGUACGACGAAAACACUUCCACGUUGCUCCAUAGGACUUAUAAAAAGUGUAUGGGUUAUCAUCCGCAAACGAGAGCGCUGGCUUUGAUGCCUUGCGACGUGCACAACGCAUACCAAUCGUGGAAGUUCCACAGCAUUACUCCGCGCUGGUAGUGUGGGCUAAGCCCGACCAGCAAUAGAACAUUCCUCGUUUGUUAGAAAGUUAUGACUCCUGACGGCUAGAAGCAACUUUGGACACAAUCAACUUUUUCCGUGUGUUAUGAAAGUCAUCUAAAGUAAGCCAGUAGUAAUCCGUCAGUUUGGGGAAUAGCGUGAUUUUUUAAAUUCGUUGAGCGUUUUGUAAAUAUUAUCAUGUUUGGAAAAGUUGAAAUUCUAAGUAGUUGAUGGUAUCUUUCUUUUUUUUUUUUUUUUUUGUUUUGAGUAGAAAAUGUGUAGAACUUGCCAAAAUUACUUAAGUUUGGAUCAGCAACACCAACAUCAAUUACUGUGCGCCAACGAAUUUCGUAGUUUUGUACAUUAUAUCCGGUGGGUGUGUGUGUGUGGUGAAACUGCCGAUCCCAAAACCGACAAAUAAGACAAAUUUUGCAAUAACGACACUCAGAAAGAGGGGACUGCUAGUGCCUUUUUUCUUUUGUUUUAUCAACCUCAAAAUCAGAGAGCGGAUUUCCAUUUUAUUGCCCAGUUUCGUUCAAAGCUCUUCUAUUCGAACAUCUUUUUUUCCGGGCGACAGCAUUGUGGUAGACUAGUUGAGGGGUAGGUUAAAAGCCGUCGCAAAAUAUUAUUAGCUUAGGACGAUUUUGAGCGACGCGUCUCGACAUAAACUGCGAAUCAUUUGGUAGUUCGAUAGGACAAAAUUGACUGCAAGUAUAUCGAAAGUGCAGCGAAAUGGGGGAGUAACGUGAACUGCAGCAAACAAAUCAAUUGUUUAAGACUUCUUACUAUAAAAAUAUCAAAUUAGCAUACUUUUUCUAAUAAAUAAGACAAAAAUAUUGUUAGUAAACUA